AUGGCCAUCAAGCUGUCGUCCUCGUGCCCGCCUGUGUUGUCGCCGCGCUAUUCUUCACGACUGUUCCGUUCCUCAUUUACCACGUGCUUCUCGGUAAUCAGCGCAGUACACAACAAGCUUUGGGGCUGCGCCUUUGUCGCGCUCCUGGUUCUCAUCACGUCACUUAAUUACUGGCGCAAUCCAAUCAAGGGCUGGCGCCGUACGGCCGACAUGAUGACAGUCUUUGUUGCUGCACUCUACCACGCCUAUUACUGCAUAGCUGUGUGCCAAGACUCGCUGGUACAGAUUAUGUACGCACUGGUGGUGGCCAAUUCGGGCUACUGCUACUUUCAGGCACGCAAGGCUCCUAGCCAGAACGUAUCGUCAGCUUGGCACUGCGGGCUGCACUUGCUGGGAAACGCAGCUAAUAUGUUACUGUAUCUUGGUAUUUCUUUAUGA
Plasmopara halstedii is the source of this 438-nucleotide messenger RNA. RefSeq lists its product as uncharacterized. Bases 1 to 438 code for a protein of 145 amino acids. Lineage: Eukaryota; Oomycota; Peronosporomycetes; Peronosporales; Peronosporaceae. The record is from RefSeq and is a predicted model, not a curated record. The transcript has a single exon.